This is a messenger RNA of Rhinocladiella mackenziei CBS 650.93, 981 nucleotides long. RefSeq lists its product as uncharacterized. The coding region runs from base 1 to 981 and encodes 326 amino acids. The record is from RefSeq and is a predicted model, not a curated record. NCBI's taxonomy places the organism in Eukaryota, Fungi, Ascomycota, Eurotiomycetes, Chaetothyriales, Herpotrichiellaceae. The transcript is spliced from 3 exons.
AUGAAUAAUUGGUGGGAUUUCAUCAAGCAAACCUGGCCUCCGCGGCCCAAGUUCACAGAGAAGGAACUGAGCGACCAGGCUGGCAAGGUUUUCAUCGUCACCGGUUCCACAUCAGGAGUGGGUAGAGAGCUCGCGAGAAUCCUGUACUCGAAAAACGCCAAAGUCUAUGUCGCUGCCAGAUCGCCAGAGAAAGCCACCAAGACGAUCGACGACAUCAAGACUCGCCAUCCAUCUUCAACGGGCGCUGUGGCAUUCCUCCGAUUCGACUUCGAGGAUCUAACCACUAUCCGAGGUGCCGCGACGGAGUUUCUAUCUCGAGAGACCCGCUUGGAUGUCCUCUGGAAUAAUGCGGCCGUGUUGAUUCCGCCGAAAGGCUCGAAGACGAAGCAGGGCUUUGAAUUGCAACUUGGCGUGAAUACACUGGCGCCGUUUCUGUUCACGAAGUUCUUGACGCCGAUAUUGGUGCAGACUGCAAAGAUCUCUCCGCCUGGCUCGGUGCGAGUGAUGUGGGUUUCAUCGUCUGCUGCGUAUUUAUUUGCUCCGACUGGAGGGGUGGAGAUUCAGCAGCUCGAGGAUACCAGCGACAGGUCCCCUGUGUAUAUGUACGGGGUGAGCAAGGCGGGGAAUGCGUUCCAUUGUCUUCAUUUUGCGAAGUUGCAUGGGAAAGAUGGGAUUAUUAGCACGAGCGGAAAUCCAGGAAAUCUGAGAUCUGGUCUCCAGGUGCAUAUCCCAUGGUGGGGACGGAUUCUGACGAAUUCAAUCUCCUACGAUCCUAUCUAUGGCGCCUACACCGAGCUUUUUGGCGGUCUGUCUCCAGAUAUCGAUAUGCAGAAUAAUGGAGCUUGGAUCAUCCCAUGGGGUCGGAUCGGCAAAUUGCGACAAGAUCUAGCUGAGGCCGGGAAGAGCAAGGACGAAGGUGGAAGUGGGUUGGCAGAGGAGUUUUGGAAGUGGUGUGAGGAGCAGGUCAAAGAGUAUUUGUAG